AUGAAAUUUCCUACCCUGUCUCGCACAAAGCCUACCAGACCCCUCAACGGAGAGAACGAUACGCCAGCCCUCGCAGUCGUUCUGUCGAGUCAGCACACGUCUACGAGUCAGAAAGAAGAGGAAAGAACGCUCUUCCGCCCCUCUUCUAGGCAGAAUUCCCAAUCCGGGGGCGAGAAGAGGUACGUGGAGACAGCGCCUCUGGACGAGGCACUAGCAGCAGACAAGCUUUCAGAUGAACCAGAAUAUCCUUCUGGGGCAAAAUUUGCCAUUAUAAUAGUCUCACUAUGUCUUUCAGUGUUCCUAAUGGCUUUGGACAACACCAUCAUUGCUACUGCAAUCCCAAAGAUUACGGAUCAUUUCAAAGCUCUCGAUGAUGUGGGUUGGUAUGGGUCAGCCUACUUACUUACCGAAUGUGCUUUACUACUGCUCUUCGGCAAAUUAUACACCUUUUUCAGCAUCAAGUAUGUCUAUCUGACUGCUAUAUUCAUCUUCGAAGUCGGUUCAGUCAUAUGUGGUGCAGCACCUACCUCUGUUGCUCUUAUCAUUGGUCGCGCAGUUGCAGGCGUUGGAGCUGCCGGGAUAUUUUCUGGUGCUCUUGUCAUCAUAGCAUACGCUGUACCACUAGUGAAAAGGCCAAUCUAUACCGGCUUUAUUGGUGCUAUGUAUGGUUUGGCGUCAGUCGCUGGGCCUCUAAUGGGGGGUGCUUUCACGGACAAAGUCUCGUGGAGAUGGUGCUUCUACAUCAAUUUGCCCCUUGGAGCGGUGACGAUUCUCGGCAUCGCACUCUUUUUCACUUCACCUCCACGUGAACAGGAGAAUUCAAUUGGCUUUUGGGAACGCGCGAAACAGUUCGAUCCUAUUGGAACCAUUCUCUUCGUGCCUUGUAUUGUAUGUCUCCUGCUCGCGUUACAAUGGGGAGGGUCGAAAUACCACUGGGGCAAUGGAAGGAUCGUUGCGCUGUUUGUCGUCUCUGGAGUGCUCGGUAUUGCUUUCGCUGGCGUACAACUAUGGAAAGGGGACAAUGCAACAGUCCCACCCAGGAUUCUCAAGAAACGGAGUAUAGCCUUUGGUUCUUGGUUCGUCUUCUGCUUGGGUGGUUCAUUUUUUCUCCUGAUCUACUACAUUCCUAUCUGGUUCCAAGCUAUUAAAGGCGUGUCAGCUGUUGAAUCUGGUAUCAGGAGUCUCCCUAUGAUCCUUGGUCUCGUCAUCGUAUCUAUAAUAUCUGGUAUUGCUAUCACUAUAAUGGGCUACUACACUCCGUGGAUGAUUAUCUCAUCCUUGCUUAUGGCCGCGGGUGCUGGUUUAAUAUCCACGUUCAAAGUUGGGUCCGGCCAUGCCAUGUGGAUCAGUUUCCAAGCCAUUUAUGGAUUUGGUGUCGGCGCUGGCAUGCAACAAGGGAUCAUUGCGGCUCAGACGGUGUGCACUCUGGAAGAUAUCCCGACAGCAACAGCGAUCAUGAAUUUCUGUCUCAAUCUUGGGGGCGCUCUUUUCAUCGCGGUUGGGCAGAACAUCUUCACAAAUCGUUUGUCUACAAAUCUUGCCAACAAUGUACCGAUUCUCAACCCAUCGAUCGUCCUUAACACGGGGGCAACGAGUCUGCGAAAUGCCGUUGGUUCAGAUAGCCUUGAAGGUGUCCUGUUCGCAUACAACGAUGCACUAACACAUACAUAUUACGUUUCUGUCGCUAUGGCAUCAUUAUCUAUCGUUGGCGCGCUCGGCAUGGAGUGGAAGUCGGUAAAAGGGAAAAAGAUUGAGGGUGCUGCAAUUUAA
This is a messenger RNA of Letharia columbiana, 1770 nucleotides long. RefSeq lists its product as uncharacterized. Gene Ontology annotation, biological process: transmembrane transport. The record is from RefSeq and is a predicted model, not a curated record. The coding region runs from base 1 to 1770 and encodes 589 amino acids. Lineage: Eukaryota; Fungi; Ascomycota; Lecanoromycetes; Lecanorales; Parmeliaceae. The transcript is spliced from 10 exons. Gene Ontology annotation, molecular function: transmembrane transporter activity.